Messenger RNA from Scomber scombrus (Atlantic mackerel), 4842 nucleotides. Its product is annotated as S-adenosylhomocysteine hydrolase-like protein 1. The record is from RefSeq and is a predicted model, not a curated record. Gene Ontology annotation, cellular component: cytosol. Gene Ontology annotation, biological process: L-methionine cycle. Lineage: Eukaryota; Metazoa; Chordata; Actinopteri; Scombriformes; Scombridae. The transcript is spliced from 17 exons. Bases 308 to 1960 code for a protein of 550 amino acids.
GACAGCUGAACCUGUGGGGGCAACAACGCUGCAGCACGCAACUCAAGUUAACGGAGUAUAUACAGAUAUCUGUCAGCAACCAAAUUAAAGUCGAGUACGCAUACUCAGUUACCCCAUUGUUGCGUUUAAUUUCUGGUUUUACAUGUACGCCAUUUGAAAGUCUCUCUUCCGUCUCUCUUAUUGCCGUGCAGCCAGCUAGCAGCGCGAGGAUCUCGUUAGCUGUGACGUGACAUUACUAUAAGAGAAGGGCUCAAGGGUUGUAUUUCUGUCCACAGGUACCGUUUGACGUUUGACAACCACCGUCGACAUGUCAGAGCCGGCCGGGGAGGCGAAGUUAGAGGUGAAACAGGCGAGCAAAGAGGUGAAAGAGAGCGAAAACGUAGCGGAAAAAUAUUCAGCCAUGACCGUAAGCAAGAACAGCGAGAUGACCAUGGGAGAGCUGUCGACCGCUUUCAGCGCUGUGCCCACUCACAAGCCCGUUAAAAAGCAAAUCCAGUUUGUGGAAGAAAAGCAGGAGUUCAGCAGGUUCCCCACCAAGGCAGGCCGUCGCUCCCUGUCCCGCUCCGUCUCUCAGUCGUCCACAGACAGCUACAGCUCCGCUGCGUCCUAUACGGACAGCUCCGAUGAUGAGACAUCACCACGGGACAAAACACAGGUCAACUCCAAGGGCAGCAGCGACUUCUGUGUCAAGAACAUCAAACAAGCUGAGUUUGGGAGACGUGAGAUUGAGAUAGCAGAGCAAGAUAUGUCUGCUCUGAUCUCACUCAGGAAGAGAGCACAGAGUGAGAAACCACUCGCAGGUGCCAAAAUUGUGGGCUGCACUCACAUCACUGCACAGACCGCAGUGCUGAUUGAGACUCUGGUGGCUCUUGGGGCUCAGUGCCGCUGGACUGCAUGUAACAUCUACUCUACACAGAACGAGGUGGCUGCUGCUCUGUCGGAGUUAGGUGUGGCUGUGUUUGCCUGGAAGGGCGAGUCUGAGGAUGACUUCUGGUGGUGUAUUGACCGCUGUGUCAACAAUGAGGGUUGGCAGCCCAACAUGAUCCUUGAUGAUGGAGGAGACUUGACACACUGGAUGUACAAAAAAUACCCAAAUGUAUUCAAGAAGAUCAGGGGCAUUGUGGAGGAGAGUGUCACUGGGGUUCACAGGUUGUAUCAGCUCUCUAAAGCUGGAAAACUGUGCGUACCAGCUAUGAAUGUAAAUGACUCCGUGACAAAGCAGAAGUUUGACAACCUGUACUGCUGCAGAGAGUCGAUCUUGGACGGCUUGAAGAGAACCACAGAUGUCAUGUUCGGAGGCAAACAGGUGGUGGUAUGUGGGUACGGCGAGGUUGGAAAAGGUUGUUGUGCUGCUCUGAAAGCUCUGGGAUCCAUUGUCUAUGUUACAGAGAUUGAUCCCAUUUGUGCCCUGCAGGCCUGCAUGGACGGAUUCAGGGUUGUGAAGCUAAAUGAAGUCAUUCGCCAGGUUGAUGUCAUCAUCACGUGCACUGGGAACAAGAAUGUGGUGUGCAGAGACCAACUGGACCGAAUGAAAAAUGGCUCUAUUGUCUGCAACAUGGGUCACUCCAAUACAGAGAUUGAUGUGGCAAGUCUUCGGACCCCUGAGCUGACCUGGGAGAGAGUGCGCUCUCAGGUGGAUCACGUAAUUUGGCCCGAUGGCAAGAGAGUUAUCCUUCUGGCUGAGGGACGUCUCCUGAACCUCAGCUGCUCCACUGUUCCUACCUUUGUCCUGUCCAUCACAGCCACCACUCAGGCCUUGGCCCUUAUAGAGCUGUACAAUGCCCCUGAAGGACGAUACAAGCAGGAUGUUUACCUGCUUCCCAAGAAGAUGGAUGAAUAUGUCGCCAGUCUGCAUCUGGCUACUUUUGAUGCCCACCUGACAGAACUUAGCGAUGAGCAGGCAAAAUACCUGGGCCUAAACAAGAAUGGUCCUUUUAAACCAAACUACUACAGGUAUUAGUCUGCAAGGAACUUCACCUCAGCACACCUACAUGUGGACAGUACUCAACAUUACUUAUCUCUAAGACAAAAGAAAGGUUUAUGUAUAUAUUGUAUUUUCUACUCUUCACAGGAUGCACAGCUUAUAUUUAGUUGUAUUUUAUUGGCCACAGCAAGUUUUGCUUCACUUGCUGCUUCCUACAGAACCUCACACAGCACCCAGCUGAAGUCUGUGUAACUACAGCACUUACAUCUGCUGACAUUUUUAUUUUCUGGUGCAUAUGUUUUCACACCUGCUGGCUCUUUAGAUUGUUUUAAAGUUUAUAUAGAUAUUGAGUAAUGUUUCAUAACAUUGUGCCAAAUAACUGUGAGAGGGAAUAGUUAGAGUUGUCAAAUGUUAAUGGUUGUGAAUUCAGUUAAACCUGCAUUAAGAGAUAUAUUGAUACAAACAUUGUAUCAAAUGUAAUGUGUAAUGUUAAAGGCUCGUUUGUAAUGCUGAACCCUCAAACCUCUGAAGCUUGCUGAGCUUUUUAGCCUCUUUUAGCUCAUUGUUUGUAUACAAUUGUUGGCAGCCAUUUCCAGAAAAAAAACCCCGAUAAGUCAGUUUAGAAUAAAACCAACAUGGAGCUGAUGUAAUCCCCUGGUUGGUGAACAAGUCAAGCUGUAGGUGGACCAAACCAGAGCUAAGUUAAUCAGUGAAUAUUCAACUAAAAUCUUUCAGGUGGUCAGAAAUAUGACUCUAAUAAUGUGUCUGCUGGACGUCUAUGCAGGCAAUUGUUUGCUUACAGAUGAGCCGUACGAUCCUGAUAAGCUGACUGUAAAUCAAUGCUGUGUCUCUGUGAGUUUGUUUUGGAGUGUUUCUGCCACUCAGUGGCCAAAAUGCAGUUUUAAAGUUUUCUUUGGUUUGAUGCAGCAGCACUCACUUAAUACAUUCCAUCCACUAGAUAAAAAAUAAUUAAAUAAUAAAAUGUCCUGACGUCUGUAGUAUCAUCCACAUUUCUGCUGACAUUCAGCUGAUCUGGGCAAAAAAGGAACUUCAGCACUUUCUUAUCAUAGCUAACAUUAGAAAAGAGCUUGGUGUUUAUUUUCUUGAAACAUUGUCCAUUUAUGAGGUUAUGAUGUCCUGUAAGAAUAGUAUCUGCACCUCAGGGCAUACAGAUAACUCAAAUAACAUGUAAAUAUAUUAUAACCAACUCUGUUCUGUCUGACCUGAGUGUCCAUGUCAUUGUCCUUAAUUACCUCUAAGUUAAUGUUAUCUGUAAAAUGGCCGUUCCAGCUGUGUAUAUUCUGUACAGAGUAUCCUGAGCAUAGUCACAUACUUCAGUGUUUCAUACAGUAUGUUUGUAUACUACAAUGAGCCAACUUCAUAAUGGUAUUAGUGAAGAGUUUAUUGUUAGAUGGGUCUCAGGACUCAUCUGAAGUCAUCUGUUUUUCUUUUAAGGAUCUAAACGACAGAAAAAAUAAACUCAAAACGCUCUGGACCUUGACAUGGAUACACUUUGUUGUCAGCACAGUUAACAGGGCAGUUGUGUUAGCUUUACCUUCUGUGUUAUCUUCUGCACUUUUAUUCUAGCUAUUCUAAUCAUUGUGUCUCCUGACAAUUUUUAUUUAGCUACUUCAGCACUGUUUUGUGAGGCUUGUUGAAUGCAGUCAUUUAUUAUGCCACUUUUACUUCUCUCUGUUCAAUUGUAUUAUUAUUUUUAAUUAAGGGCCACUUUGAAUGACUUAGUUGACUGAUGGUAAGACUUUUUUAAAAAUUCAAACCAGAUGUGCAGGUAGUUGUCUUGCUGAACUGAAAGCUCCUCGACACAUUUUAACAUGUUGUCUUACACCCUGGUGGGUUGAUCUUACUCCACACAGUCGACAGUAUUGCUGUCCCUGCUGGCACCUUGAUAUGUUCAGAUACUGCUCCUCAUCUUUUCAUUUGGUAUCUUCCAACUUCACCUUUGAUAAAACUUUCAUCCACAGAGUUACGGGCGAUUCCUGUAUUUAAUUUGUGAAGUAUUUUCAGUUUUGUUUGAACAUGUUGAUCUUUUGUCACUUACUCGUGCUGUUUAUUGAAUAGUACCCCACUGCGGGGGACUCUGUAGUGCUUUCAUCUUUGCACUUGCAGCUAUAAGGGCAUUAGAGCCACGGGUAUUUGAGUGAGGACAUUGCCAGAAAAAUGAGUGCUGUAACCAUGGUUACUGGUCAGUUGACAGUACCUUGUGACUCACUUAGUAAUUUAUAUUCACACGUACAACUGUGUUUUUCUCAAAGUAUGAUAAUGCCCAAUAUGGUUGUUACUCCGCAAUAUACAAUAAUAGCUAUGCAGCAACACACUCAUUUUUUCUGUCAAAAAUAUCUGACCUCUAAAAUGUUGGAGAGUUGUUAAAUCAGUGUUUUGCAUUACUCAAAUAUGCAUUAUUGUAGUUUUAGACAUUAGUAAGCAACAUUUUAUAUUCUGUUGCAUUUAUAUGCUUUUUACAUUGGUUUUAAUGUAUUUUUGGUUAAGUCUUUUGUUUCUGGUAAUCAUGCCUCAAAAUUACUCACAUUGAUCUUUUCAUAAUGGCACUUGAAAAUGCCUUUUAUAAUGGAUUCCUUUUCCUGUAACUAACAAUAAUGGAUAUUUUACCCUUGUUUUAACUCUAUUCUAGAGACAAAUGAAUGUGUUAUUACUGGAUCAAACAGCUUGACUCUCGUCAAAUUCAACUAUUAUACCACUGUGAUUUGACAGUUGUACACUGUUGCUGGUUUGAAGUUUUUUCACGUGGGGACAAGGUUCUGUAAAUUAUGUAUUAGCUAUAAAGUAGGCCUAUAUUUUCAACACUGUAACUAGUAUAGUUUGAAGAACACAAUUACAGCAGUAUACAACCUGUUAAAGUUAUGUGCACACUUCCCUUUAAUAAACUGCUGUUUCAAUUU